This is a messenger RNA of Physcomitrium patens, 1051 nucleotides long. Its product is annotated as rRNA-processing protein fcf2. Gene Ontology annotation, molecular function: RNA binding. Gene Ontology annotation, cellular component: nucleolus. Gene Ontology annotation, biological process: RNA processing. The record is from RefSeq and is a predicted model, not a curated record. Lineage: Eukaryota; Viridiplantae; Streptophyta; Bryopsida; Funariales; Funariaceae.
UGGUAGCUCCGGAGGUUGAUCAUGCUCGACUUGGAUUCGCCGACGAGCUUGUUCGGGCACCUCGUUGUUGCUUUCUUUACGUGUGAUCGAACAUGGCAGACUUCGAAAUUGCGCUGUCUGAAGGGCCCAAUGUCAAGGACUUGAAGAUAGUGUGGACUCCGGAGACAGGCCUUCCGAAGAUACAGUCCACUGGGUCUUCUUCCGGGGUGCUGGCCAAGUAUAAGCCCCAGGAUGUGUUACAGGAGAAAAACUUGGUGGAUGGACUGUAUGUCCCACCUUUGGAUCCAAAGAAGCAACGCAAAUUGGCCCGUAAGAAUGUCAAGGAGACUGCCGGAGCAAAGUGGUUUAACAUGCCAGCACCGACCAUUACGCCAGAAUUGAAGAAGGACCUGCAACUUCUUAAGCUCAGGGGUGUUGUUGACCCUAAGCGACAUUACAAAGCCAACGAUACUAAGGGUGUACCCAAAUUCUUCCAGGUUGGAAGGGUAGUGGAAGGCACUGCCGAGUUUUACUCAGGUAGAUUGACAAAGAAAGAGCGUAAACAGACAUUUGCAGAUGAGCUUUUAUCAAGUACACAGCUCAAGGCAUACAGGAAGCGCAAGUACCUGGAGAUUCAAGAUCAGAAACAACAAGGCGGCAAGAAGUUCUAUAAUCAGAAGAAAAAUCGACAAAAACCUUCAUUUGCAAAGGAUUGAGCUUUCUCACCCCAAGGAGACCUCAUGGAGAUUUAUUUUGUUAGCUAAUCCUGUUGUAGUCGUGUGCUUAUAGCAGUAUCUCCUUACUUUGACCACUCUCUUGAGUGAUUGUCAGGAAGAGCAGAGUUCCUCUACUUUUUGCAAGCAUAUUUCAUGUGGUAAUUUACUAGCUAGGACAAUCAGUGCCGGCUGGACAAAUCACAAUUUUUUUUAAAGAGGAGUCAUUCAGGGGACUAGUGUACGCUUGAGGCGUCCAAAUAAAAGCAACACCUACUACUUGAGUACCCACGAGAUAGUAAAUUUUGUCAUUCCUGUACUUUAGAAUUAUUAAACAGAUCACAAAAUGAUUUAAGUUA